Molecule: messenger RNA, 3480 nt
Organism: Closterium sp. Naga37s-1
Lineage: Eukaryota; Viridiplantae; Streptophyta; Zygnematophyceae; Desmidiales; Closteriaceae
Source: the annotation of a GenBank genome assembly
AUGGCGGGACAGUGCGUGGGAUCGUCCUCGCUGACGGCAGGACAAACGCCUCUUACUUGUUUCUCCGCCACUCCAGCCCCUAUCCUCCAUUCCCCCUCGUCCACCCUACUUCCUCGUCGCAUCCACUCCGUCCAUCCUCGCCCAUCCUCAGCUGGUCGCACAUCGUCGCACCGUCGCACACCGUUCCUUCCCCACCGCUCCUUCUCGAGUCCGCUUUUCGCUCCGCUGCCCCCGUCUCGUCCCCCCGCUCUCCGCGCAUCCAAGGCGGGCAGCGACGCGCCGCUCAGCGACUCCACGGGCGGGGAGGGCCAGCAGCCGCGGAAGGGCGCAGAACGACCCUCGGGGGCGGAGUUUCCGCCAGGCGCGCUCAACGGGGCGAGCAGGCCCGGAGCGGGUGGCGGGGGCGGCGGCGCUGAUGCUGCGGCAUCGUGGGGCGAUGGGCAGAAGAAGGACAUUUCCGGGGGAUGGAGCGAUCCGUCGGAUCUAGACCAAUCACGAUCGUCGGCGGGUAACCCACCAGGCCUUCCCGAGUUCGCGGCGGGCUUCGUUCUGCUGCUGGGGCUCGGCGCGCUUGCCUUCGCCGGCUUGCACAGACGAGUGUCCGCUGCAGGCCGUACCAGUGCUCCCAAGCCGCCUGAAGCGGCGGUCGUCGGCACGCUGCUGCCCUCCUCCGCUCAACCCAGCCCGUCCGCUCAUGCACCAAGCACCGAUGCGUCUGCUGCUGCUGCUGCCCCCGCCUCAGCCCUGAGCGGUUCUGAGGGGUCAGGCAGCGAGGGGGCGGGGAAGAAGGACGCGGAGAGGCAGGCGGGAGGAGAGGGAGAGUCAGAAGCGAAACGGGCAGAAACCUCGGAUGGGGCAGCAGGGGCGGGAGGGAUGGCGGAUGCGGCAGCGAGCAGGGGCGUUGACCCGUCUCUGAACGACCUGCUGCUGCCGUCUCAGAUCGUGGCUGCUGCCACUGUCGCCGCCGACACGCCCCCGCCCCUCCCCUUCCCCAUCACCCUGCAGCACCCCAGCACCACCACUGGCGCCGCUGCUGCUGCUGCUGCUUCCAGUGAGGGAGCGGGCAGGCAGCAGGGCGAGGAGAAGCAGGCCCCGCGUGGGGAGGCAGCAGAGCAGGCGGGGAGCAAGGCGCAGGGGCUGGAGCAGCUGCUGUCAGGGAACCAGGGGGAGGCGGGCGCAGCCCUGAGCGCGCUGGGAGUGGGCGGCGGGGCGGAGGAGGAGGGGGAGGAUGUGGUGGGGCCGUUCGCGGCGGAGAUGGCGGAGUCAGUGUCGGAGCUGCGCCCGUGGCUGGAGGCCAUGCAGGCGGAGCAGGCAGGGGAGGGCGCGGAGGGGGGGGAGGCGGCGGAGAAGGCCUUGGAGGGACGGGGUGAGGGGGGAGGUGAAGCGGAGGGAGCGUCUCGAGAGAAAGCAGAUGGGGAAGCAGCAGCUGACAGUGCGAGCAGCAGUGCAGGCGGCGCCAGCCCCAUGUCAUGGGGCAUGGCGGUGUUUGUGCCUGCGCCACUCAGCGCCGCGCCCCCUGCAGCAGGCGGGGCGGGCGAGGCGAGGGCGGGGCAGGUGGUGGUGCGCGCAGCCGUGGACAGCUCGCAGCACACGGCGCUGGAGGCGCUGCAGGCGCUGGAGGUGAUAGAGGAGGGCGUGGACGCGGCGGGCAUCUGCUCGCGCAGGGAGUUUGCGCGCUGGCUGGUGCACGCCUCCAACACACUGUCGCGGGCGGCAUCGGAUCGCAUCUACCCCGCCAUGUACGUGGACGGUUCCACCGCACUCGCCUUCGAUGACGUCCCCGCCGAUGACCCCGACUUCCCUUACAUUCAGGGGCUAGCGGAGGCAGGGCUGAUCGCCAGCAAGCUCUCCCAUGCGGACCUUGGCUGCCCGCGUGCCGCUGCUGCUGCACGCCGCAGGGGGUGCAGUGCUGGGGCCAGUGCUGCCUUCCGCCCUGACUGUGCGUUGACUCGGCAGGACCUCAUUUCCUGGAAGCUCUCCCUGGACUACCAUAACAUGAUGCCGCUGCAGCCCAAGGAGGACGUGGUAGCAGCGGUGGGGUUCAUAGACGCGGAGAGGGUGGACGAGGAUGCCCUGCCUGCCAUCGCACAGGACGUGCUCAGAGGCGACAGGAGCAUCAUUGCUGCUGCCUUGGGCUUCACGCGCCGCUUUGACCCGCACAAGCCAGUGACGCGCGGGCAGGCAGCAGUGGCGCUGGCGGGGGGCGGGGUGAGCGAGGUGGUGGCGGGGGAGAUGGCACGCGUAGAAGCAGAGCACAUAGCCGAGGCCGCCAUGGCUGUGGUGCAGGAGGAGGCAGCAGCCGCUGCAGCGGCAGAGGCAGCAGUGCUGGCAGCAAAGGAAGAGGCGGUGGCGGUGGAGAGGAGGCGCCGGGAGGAGGCGGAGAGGGCGGCAGAGGCUGCUAUGGCGCGGGUGGAACGCCUUGAGACGGAGCUGCAGACGGAGAAGGAGGAGCUGGAGCAGCAGCGACAAGCGCUGGCAGGGAUGAGGGCGGAGGCACGGCGAGAGAGGGAGGAAGCGGAGGCAGCAGUGGAGCAGCAGAGGCAGGAGGUGGAGAAGCAGAUUAGCAAGGUAGAGCAGGAGCGGAGGACAGCAGAGGAAGCACUUGCUGAGGCGAGGGCUGCUGCUGCUGCUGCCGCUGAAGCAGCAGAGGAGCUGCGAGUGGAGAAGGAGCAACUGGAGGCAAAGAGGCAUGUGACGGAGGAGCAGGCACAGCUGGUGCAGGACGCAGCGGAGGAGCUGCGAAGGGCUCGCCUGCAGCUGCAGCGCCGGUGGCAGCAACAGAACGACAUAAGGGGAGGGGAGGAUGGGCGCAGCGUGGAUGGUGCCAGCAUAGUAACAGAUGAUGGUGGUGCAGGGGAAGGGACAGAUGGCAGCAUAGCGGUGGAAGCGUCAGACGAGGAGAAGCAGUUGCUUGAGCGAGUGGCAGGGAUUCUAGCCAGGAAGCAAGCAGCAGAGAGGGAGAACGGUGGGGGCUUUGCCUUUGGAUGGAGCCCUGAUGCAGCGGUAGUGAAGGCCAGGCAGCUGCUGCAGCAAGCAGUGGAGCGGGUGAAGGCUGCAGGGCAGGCCGUCCCUCGUGACCCUUCUGCACUAGCUCAACUGUUGCAGCAGCAGGCCACGUCCACCGUUGAAGGCGCCAAGGCUGCUGUAGGGGUGGCCCUGCAGCGAGGCACGGCUGCUGGAGAAGCGUCAUAUGGUGGGGUGGUGAGCCAAAUGAGGGAGCUGGGAAAGCGGUUGACAGGAACGCAGAAGGCACAAGAGGAGGCAGUCACACGCACUGUUGAAGUACAACACCGUGUUGGGGGGGACAAGGGUGGUGACGCAGGGAGCAGAGCAUCUGAGUUGGUGGAAGAAGCGAUGCAUGUUGGAGGGAGGCUUGUGGAGGGGGUGAAGAAGAAAGCACAUAGAAGAAUGCACGAAGUUAAGGAAGUUGUGGAUCAGCUUAUGGAGGGGUGGUCCAAGAAAGGUGGUGGGACCCCUUAG